Messenger RNA from Helianthus annuus (common sunflower), 1332 nucleotides. RefSeq lists its product as uncharacterized. The transcript has 10 exons. Lineage: Eukaryota; Viridiplantae; Streptophyta; Magnoliopsida; Asterales; Asteraceae. Bases 1 to 1332 code for a protein of 443 amino acids. The record is from RefSeq and is a predicted model, not a curated record.
AUGAGUGUGAUUGUUAAUCCUGGUUGUAUGACCGAAAGGACUGAUGAUCAUAGAGAGAAGUGUACCAAUAGCCUUUAUCUUAUUUCUAGGGAUGCACUAGAUGUAAAUGUGGAAAGGGCUGAAGACGUACUCAUGUACAAAUGGUUACUGCAUUUAGCUAAUGAUCCUACUAAUAGGCCUGCAUUUGAGAAGGUGACUUUCUAUGUACUGGACCUAUUGGUCACCGGGUUCAUGUCGAAGACAAUCCCCCGAUUCUCCUCAACAAGCCUUAGGAAGAUCAAUAGGCCUUUUGUCAAGUCAAUCAAGAGUCCGGACGGUGAUAUAAUAGACUGUGUUUUGUUUCAUCGUCAACCGGCUUUUGAUGUUCCUAAAUUGAAGGGAAAAAUGUCAAUGGUUCCACCAGAGUUACCAAAAGGACAUGAUAAUGUGGGUAAGAACCACGAAAUCAAGCAAUUAUGGAAUUCAAAGGGUGAAUCAUGCCCAAAUGGAACGAUUCCAAUUAAGAGACCAAGUGCUAGUGACAUUUCCAGAUCUACUUCAGUUUCUAAAUAUAGAAAGAAAUACAGUAGAAAAGACAUCCCAACUUCACCAGAACAUCAGCAUGCAAUUGGGUAUUCUAGGGAUGGAGAAUUCUAUGGAGCAAAGGCUCUUUUAAACGUGUGGCAACCAAAUGUUAGUAAAUAUGAUUUUAGUCUUUCACAAAUCUGGGUUUUGGGUGAUGUUCCAAAUCGUCCCGUUAACAGUAUUGAAGCUGGUUGGCAUGUUUCCCCAAAUGUACAUAAAGAUAGUCUUCCAAGACUGUUUACUUACUGGACACCAAGUGGGUAUAAGUCUGGAUGCUACAAUAUGGAGUGUCCAGGGUUCGUCCAAACCAAUCAAAAGGUUUCUCUUGGUGCCGCUAUAGAUCCAAUAUCAACAUAUAACGGCCAACAAUACGAUGUUGACUUUCUGAUAUGGAGGGACCCAAAGACUAAGGAUUGGUGGUUGAGAGUAGGAACCGAACUGAUGGGGUUCUGGCCGGCAGAUUUAUUCACAGAUCUUCACGAUCACGCGACAACAAUAGAAUAUGGCGGCGAAGUGUUUUCUCAAAACUUAGGUACGCAUACACGGACUCAAAUGGGUAGUGGACACUUCCAGGAUGAAGGUUUUGGGAAAGCAGCGUAUGCUAGGAACUUGGAAGUGAUUACUGGGGAUAAUCAUAUAAUUCCAGUUCCUAAUCUAAGAACAUUUGCAGAUGACCCUAAUUGUUAUGGUGUUAAACAAGAGUAUAGUGAUACUUGGGGUAAUUAUAUAUUUUUUGGAGGACCUGGAUAUAAUCCAAAUUGUCUCUAA